Vombatus ursinus (common wombat) is the source of this 2448-nucleotide messenger RNA. RefSeq names its product V-set immunoregulatory receptor (gene VSIR). The record is from RefSeq and is a predicted model, not a curated record. Gene Ontology annotation, cellular component: plasma membrane. Gene Ontology annotation, biological process: positive regulation of regulatory T cell differentiation; negative regulation of CD4-positive, alpha-beta T cell proliferation; regulation of immune response. The coding region runs from base 202 to 1137 and encodes 311 amino acids. Lineage: Eukaryota; Metazoa; Chordata; Mammalia; Diprotodontia; Vombatidae. The transcript has 7 exons.
UCACUCUCACUCUGACUGGCUGACUGAGUUGCAAGUGAUCAGUCACUCAGAGAGGUUUCCUGCAAGCCAGGACAGCUGUCCCGGCCGCUGUCAGCUAAGUUCUCGGGCUGCUGUGGCUCAGGGUCCCGUGUGUGGGAGGCUCCGUCCGGACAGUCCUUCUCACUCCCCUCCGGAGGGAAGCCCACUUUCAAGUCCCCCAAGAUGGAUUUGCAUCCAGGGUUUGCCCUUGGACACUGGGGUCCCCUGCUCCUUGCUCUCUUCCUGGCUUCCUCCAGAGGUCAGGUGGCAGCCCUCAAGCUCACCACUCCAUACUCCCUCUAUGUCUGCCCUGAGGGGCAGAACGUCAGCCUGACCUGCAAGGUCUUGGGCCCGCUCGUAGACCGACAUGACUCACUCUAUAAGACGUGGUACAUAGGCCACCGAGAGAACCAGAGCUGCUCAGAGAGAAGGCCCAUCCGCAACAUUACGGAUCGAGAGCUGCACCCGCACCACGGCGGGCAUCACAACACCAACAGCAGCCAGAAUCCUGCCGGGCACAAGGACCCCGCUCUGCACCACGGAGUAGAGCUGCGUUCCGACCACCAUGGGAACUUCUCCAUCACCCUGCUCAACCUGACUGUGCAGGACAGCGGCAUCUACUGCUGUCUGGUGGUGGAAUUUAACCACCAUCACUCUCAGCAGACAGUCCAUGGUCUUGUGGAGCUCCAGGUGCAGAAAGGUCAAGCCCCACUCUCCAAAUGCAUAUUGCACCCAGCCUCCACCCAGGAAAGUGAAAAUAUCACGGCGGCAGCCUUGGCAACUGGAGCCUGCAUUGUGGGCAUCCUCUGUCUGCCCCUGAUCCUCCUCUUGGUCUACAAACAGCAGCAGGCAGCCUCCAACAGGCGUGCCCAUGAGCUGGUGAGGAUGGAGAGCAACGCACAGGGUAUUGAGAACCCCGUUUUUGAAGCUGUGCCUCAUGGGAACCCCGAAUUGAAGCCCAAGCCUCCUCUGUCCUACAUGGCUCAGAGACAGCCUUCUGAGUCAGGACGGCACCUUCUCUCAGAACCCAAUACCCCGCUGUCCCCGCCUGGCCUUGGAGAUGUUUUCUUCCCCUCACUAGAUCCUGUCCCUGACUCUCCUGAUACAGAAGCAGUCUAGAACUGCUUAGCAUGGAAGGGGGAUGAUAAUAGCAUUGCUGAGGGAGAGGGGCUAGGCCUGGGCAGUCCACAGAUUGGCCCUGUGGACCAAUUUCCCCUUGGACUCAUUGUUUAUAGUUCUUUGGUGCUCUCUUGGCCUUCUCCCUCCCAUUCAGAACUAAGGGUCCUAAUGAUCCCUCAGGAUCCAACAUAGGGGGAAGAAAAAUGCCUUAUCAAUCACCUCCUCUUGGAUCCUGGACACCAGAGAUAUCGUGGGACCUACUCCUCUGAGAGACUAAUGAUUUAUCAGCCGCACUCAACAUUCUGGGACAAAAUGCUUGGAUCUGAGAAUCCUCCCCACAAUUCUGAGCUCUUCCUGUCAUUAUUCCUUAGGACCAGGAUAUACUGAACUCUCACCUUCCCCCCAAGCAAACCAGAAUUCCCCUAUAGGCUACCAAGGGAAUGUUGAACUUGAUCUGUAGGGAAAGACCCCACCAGCUAAUUCUCACUAUGCAAUCAAGGACCCAUCAACUCAUCCUGAGGUGUGUGUAUCUGUGGGAGUGCCUUCUUUAACAAAGACUGAGACCUUGGGAGAGGAGGGAGUGAGGGGGGGGAAUGAGCCCAGCCAGCCAGUGAGGAAGACUUCCUGACCUUAUUCUAAGGUUGCCCACGUCCGAGCAGCUGUGAAUGAGUUAAGCCCCAGGUCACAGAAGAUCAUAGAGAAGGCUUUGGGCUCAGGGGUUCCCUUUCCAUUGGCUUUAGCCCCUCUGGGCUGGCCACACACUCUCCACCCCAGACAAGAAGGGGCAGCUGGGGGUACCAUGUCCCUGUGAACAAUCUGGCAUCUUGGGCAAUCAGGGGUGGAACUGUUGGGCUGAAAUAUCCUUUCCUGGAAGCUGGCAGGGAGUGAUGGGGCAAGGGGUGGGCACUGUCAUAGUGAAGAGAAAAAAGUCAACAUUUGCUGGCCAGGGGGACCCAGGAGAGCUGAGGGGCUCUGGAGAGCCGGGCUCAGUGCUUGGCUCCACUGGCAUGCCGUGGUGGCUUUGAGGACUCUACUUGCCUCCUCUGGGCUUUCUUUCUCUGACCUACCGAGUAAGGCGAACCAUCCCUGCCUUGUCCUCAGCUGAUGGAGAGGAGGAGGAUAAAGAGGCACUCUGUAAAUACAAGACAUUGUUAGCACUCUGCUAUCUGUUCACCUUGGCUGCUUUGUAUGUAUGGAUUUGUACCUGGAUUUGCAUUUGUUUAUAAAACGUGUGUGUAUGUUUACAUAGAUAUAGAAGCAAAAAGGGGACAUGUUUUUGAAGUUGCAAUUAAAGGAUUUUUAAAGAACCCA